AUGCGUCUUUCACCGACGAGUAGAAAGUCCUUAUAUAAACGCGAGACACAUGGGUUACAAAAGAUUAGUGUAACAAACGCGCAUGGGAAGCUGUCUGACCUAGAGGACGUGUUUGAGUACGGGCCGUUUACUUUGACGGGGCUAUUGGUAACAAAUAAACGGGAGAAUGGUCAGUUCAACGAGGAUAAUACGGUAGUUGGUCAUUCCAUUAAAAUCUCUCCUAUUUGGAUGUACAGCUUGCAUGAUGAAUCUAAAGAGGAAACAAUGAGGGUAUACAUUCCAACGUUGAAUCGUCGAUAUGUUAUCUUGUCUUCUUCAACAGAGUAUCAACCAUAUUAUGAAGAAAUAUUGGAAAAAAAUCGAUUAUUCUAUAUUCUAAAGAACAAAUUCAAGCAAGACAUGGUGCGAGGACAUUUGCAAGAUUAUGAUAGCUACAUUUCCGUUGUGAGCAAAAAAAUGAAUUUUGCAUCUGAGUACCAUUCUAUUUUACUAAUUCAAAAACACCUUCGAUUUUUAUUAUCGCAAAUGACCAGCAAUCAUUCCCUUCAUAUAUGGGCUGAAUCACCUUUUUUGCAGCGAAUUCGUUCUUCCUAUGAGCAUGUCAUAUAUGAAAUUCAUGCAAAUAUCCAAAAUGUUCGCUUUCGGAGGAAAGAUACGAAGCGAUCGUCAGUUACUGAAAAGGAGAAUCAAGACAGUCGCCCUCUGGAAUCUCAAAAACCACUUUCCCUAGCUUUUCAACCCGUUCAACCAGUUCACGUGGCGUCCCUAAACAUACAGCAACAACAGUUUUCUACGCAGACGCUUCCCGUACAAUACCCUCAUAAUGACUCUUGGCUUCCAGGUCUUCGGAUUGUCGAUCCAAAUUUUGAUGCUAUUACCCUGUGGAAAGGAAUACAAGAAGCGCAAGAAAAGUCAAACUUUUCUUCGAUUUCUCUUGAGGAGGCAUCCCAGUUGAUUGCUAAAGAAUCUCAAAGUACAAACUUGGAAGCAAAAACAAAAAUUAUAGGGCAUGGAGAAUCAUUGUUACAAAUGAUGUAUUUUACCCCUUCCUGGCGAGGAUCAGUUUUGUUUAAUGAUUUAAAGCAUGCUAUUGGAUAUCGAACUACAAUAUACCAAGCGAGAGUGCAAUUUCGGGAGCGUUGCCGACAGCAGGCUCAACGAUUCGAUCAUUCUGUCUUCAAAUUUGAAAAUGAAAAUGUUGGCAUUGAUCCAUUUUCGAACAAAUUAGAGCCUAGCAAAGUGUCUUUACCUUUGUAUGAUAUUCUUCUUAAACAACUAAGUCUUGGUUUGCCGGGCGCAGAUUAUACGUACGCUCAAUAUGUGCGUCUGCUAAGUAUGAAAUAUGCUGUACAACGAGAAAAAGUUGAAGAUUUAAUAAUUAGCAUUCUUCCUGAAUUUUUGCAAUGCUUUUCAAAUGAAUUAGGUUACUGGCCGGUGUUUUCUAUUUAUAGUUAUUUAUUUGAAUGUUUGAGGAAAUUAUAUCCUGAUGUUCGCUGUAAUAUUCCUAAUCUAUGGGACGAGGUGUGGCUCAAUAAAAAGAAUACUUUUUCGAAUCUAGUUAAAGGCUCCCCAGUAACGACAUCAGUUCCUGCUCCUUCCACUUCUAUUCCAUUUAACUCUCGAGAGGCCGCGUCGAACUCAAACAAACUGAACUUGCUUCAGUAUUCCGACGUUGAAGCUGAGAAACAAAGGCAGUAUAUGUUUUACGAGUUGCAGAAAGUUUAUCCUGUCCAACUGGAAUCUGAUAUACAUUCAGGUAUCUGGACUUGCCCCGUAAAGCGUUGUUUGUAUUUCUCUGUUAACGAGAAUCCGUUGAAGCCCAAUCCUAAUGUUUAUGUACAUUUGAUAGGUCACAUAAAAUCCAAACCUGUGUUGCAGGAUUUAUCCGAUACCAUGAGUACUUUGACUGAAGAAAUUGAAAUGGUAAGUCAUGAAAUACAAUGA
This is a messenger RNA of Schizosaccharomyces osmophilus, 1944 nucleotides long. RefSeq names its product CLRC ubiquitin ligase complex subunit Raf2 (gene raf2). The record is from RefSeq and is a predicted model, not a curated record. The transcript has a single exon. NCBI's taxonomy places the organism in Eukaryota, Fungi, Ascomycota, Schizosaccharomycetes, Schizosaccharomycetales, Schizosaccharomycetaceae. Bases 1 to 1944 code for a protein of 647 amino acids.